Molecule: messenger RNA, 2860 nt
Organism: Rana temporaria (common frog)
Lineage: Eukaryota; Metazoa; Chordata; Amphibia; Anura; Ranidae
Gene: ZC3HC1
Product: zinc finger C3HC-type containing 1
Exons: 10
Coding region: 58-1503 (481 amino acids)
Cellular component (GO): nucleus
Molecular function (GO): zinc ion binding
Source: RefSeq, a predicted model, not a curated record
CGUGAGAGGUCCAAUGACCUCAUUUCCGGCUAGGAACGACACUUCCGGGUUAUCAAGAUGGCGGCGUCCUGUGAAGAGAGCACGGGGACUCAGCUUAGAUCCCCUGUGGGGACACCGGGAAAAGUCCGAGAUCUGAUCAACGAGGGCAUAGUGAGCGAGGAGCGCUGCGGUGAUAGCACGAAGGACAGCAGUUUCUUGUCGGAUGGAAACCACAGCUUUGAUGCUUCACCUGAUGUUGACACUUUGGAAGCCACAAGUAAAGAAGCCUUUUUCACCAGGGUAGAAUCCUUCUCUUCUCUGAAGUGGGCUGGGAAACCUUCAGCGUUAUGUCCUCUAUCUUGUGCCAAGUACGGAUGGGCAAACAUCGAAUGUGAUAUGCUGAAGUGUUGUAGCUGUAAUGCCUAUCUGUGUGCCAGGCUGCAACCAGCCUUGGACAUCAAUAAGUAUAAGCAGCGUUGUGUGGAGUUACAAGAAGAACUUAAGACCUCUCAUGAAAAGUUCUGCUUUUGGCCAGACAGUCCCUGUCCAGAACACUUCUGGGCUCUUCUAGUAUGUGAACCAUCAUCCGUGCUUAGUGACUUUUUUGAACGGUUUCAAAACCUUUGUCGAUUAGAGUUGCAGCUUCCAGCUCUGAGACAGGACGACUUGAAAAUUAUGGAUCUCAGUGAAGAUACUGUAAGUCUACUCCUGCGGUUGAUUGAGGAUGAACUGAGACCUGUAGAAGGGAGACAGAAUGCUGCAAUCAGCUUGCCCAGUGACUCUCUGCAAGUCCACAUCUCAGCCUGUAUUCUAGCUCUUUGUGGAUGGAACAACAGCCCUUCAUCUGGAUCUUUACCUCUGUCAAUCAUAAGUUGUCCACGCUGUAUGAGGAAGAUUGGAUUAUGGAGCUUCCAGCAGCUGGAGUCUGUGGAUUUGGACAAUUCCUUUGGACCGCCUACUACUCCGAUAUCUCCAGGAGAGGGUGCGGGUGAUAGAACACCUUUGGGAGUGGUAUCUCCCAACAGAAGAGUCACUAGAAGCAGAGAUCUUGAACAGAGUCCUAUGGCAGCUACCACCCAAUCACUCAGUGGAAGCUCUACAGGAUCAUCGGAAUCUGAUGCUGUGCGAAGCCGGCCAGUGACCCGUAGCAUGGGACAUGGAGACAACCCAGGAGUGACAUCUGAAGUCCAGUCCAGUCCUCAUCGUAAAGCCAAACGUCCCAGGCUCUGCUCCAGGAGCAGUAUAGAUUCUUCUCCAAAGAGCUGCUUUGAUCCACUGAAUCAGCACAGAAGUUGGUGCCCAUGGGUCACUAUUGUUUGUGCAGACACUAAAGGAAAUGCUGAGAACAAGGAGAAAGAAAAUGCAAAUCAGACAAAGGAGAUUGGAUGGAAGGAGGUGCUACGAGUGCUGCUAUCAGAGGGGAAAUCCAGGAUCCCAUCUGAUGGAGAUGCUACAAAUGUGCCAGAGAAAUCUCGCAAAGUCUUUCGAAUAUUCAGACAGUGGCAGGCAAGUGCUUCCUCUUGAAGACAAGAGUGUGACCACUAUAUGGAGAUUUCCUGAUUCAUGUCCAAUCACCAAUUAAUCAGCUGACAUUAAACUGAUGUGUGUGCAUUAUGUUGUAGCAGACUCUACUGGAAGCUAUCUGUUUAAUGUGCUGUACUAUCAGAACAACACAUUUAGGAUUUCUGUGUCUACAUAUUUGCAUUCAGGUAAACAGUAGGUCACAAAUGUGUGGCGGAGUCGUGUGACCAGUGAAAACGUUGUAACCGUAAGCUCCAAGAUGUUACAGGUCAGCCUAAUACAAGGUAUCACUUAGAAAAACAUUCCUGAUAGUGACACACUUAUAAGAAGUUUUACAAAUACUGUUUAUAGAGUCAUUUUUAUUUUAUUUUUGGAGUUGAAAAUGCUUUUGUAAUCUUUCUUGGGAUUUCUAGAUUUUCCGUUUCAACGGCAGACUUCAGUUUUCUUUUUAAUCCUUAUGGUUUUGGAGAUUUUAGUAACUAAAUCCAAAUGUUGUUGCAGAUCAAAUUUAAAGAACAAAAAUGUUGGUAUAAUGAAUAAAGUGUGCAAUCUGUUAUUUUGCAAUAUUUUCUGAUACAAGUUCUACAAUUUCUAAACACUGAAAUUAAAUUUAUUUUUCAUUAAAAUGGAUUUCAGCCAAUCGGGGAUGAGCUCGGGUGCGUUUGGACACGAGUCGAAACCCACCUGAGUUAUCCCACCAGGAAGCUGUCAUAGCCAACAGCCAAUCAUAGAUGGUAAAUGCAUUUCCUGCCCCACAUAUACACUCCCCUUGCAUAUCUAUAGCUGUGGAGUGGGGAAAUGCUGCUGUUGGCUUUGACAGCUUACCGCCAGGAUAGCAUGGGCACAUUGGUACUGGUGUCUGACUAUGCCUGAGCUCAUCCCUACAGUCAAUCGGCUUUAAAUGUUAAUUUUCUAAACUGUGUGAAGGAUAGAAGUUGAUUGGUUAAUAUGGCUAAGGCACCAGUUUAGAUAGAAAUAGAAGUCUCAGAUACGUCAAAAUUCCCCCCACAGGUCUAAAAUCUGUUAACACUUAUUAAUAUCAAUAAGUCUAGCCUUCACAGAAUAUAUAAAGGAGAGAAAAGCAAGAAUCGGUUUGAAAAAUAUAUAUUUUUUUGGUGCAUGAUGAACAAUGUGCUAGCUCUUCUAACAUUGUCUAUAGAAGGAGAGAAUCCUUUGUGUGUUUGAUGUUAUUGAUUGAAAGCAAUCAUUUACAUUUGGUCUCUUUUAGAUCUGCAUUUAUUCUAGAGAUUGAUUUUGUUUGUGUUGGUGGAUCAAAAGAAAACAGCACAGAAUUAAUACACUGCUGUUUUUUCUUACAUUUGUAACUAGUAAAUAUCACAAUAAAGUAUUUUCAUCCCAA